This is a messenger RNA of Heterostelium album PN500, 1215 nucleotides long. RefSeq lists its product as uncharacterized. Lineage: Eukaryota; Evosea; Eumycetozoa; Acytosteliales; Acytosteliaceae. The transcript is spliced from 3 exons. The record is from RefSeq and is a predicted model, not a curated record. Bases 1 to 1215 code for a protein of 404 amino acids.
AUGAAUAGAUUAGUUUACAAUUUUAUUUCAAAUUACUCAAAUCUAGAGGUUUUCUUUGUAAAUGAAGCCAAUUCAGGAGACAACUUCUCAAUAACCGGUGUUCCGUAUGGAUCUUCAAUAUUUGAUUUUCAAUUUAUAGAAACAACUACAGUUGAAACUACAAAGGAUGGUGUUGUCGUUUUACAAUAUGAAGAUCUUUUGAAAAUGAAGGAUUUGGGACAGUCAAUCGAAACUGCCUUUGGAUAUAACGGUAUUGGACUUUUAGUGGUUCGUGGCAUUCCAAACAUCACAGAGUUGCGUGACAAACUCUUGAACUUGGCACCACAAUAUACUGCAUUGCCAGACGACAUCAAAGAGAAAACCGUACACAAAAAGAGUAAUUACUCAUUCGGUUGGUCACACGGUAAAGAAAUUCUUAAACCAGGUGUUUUUGACGAAUAUAAAGGAUCAUAUUAUAAUAAUCCACAAUAUGAUACACCAUUCUCUGAUGCAAAGAUGAUUGAAGAGUUUCCAGAAAGUUGUCAUCCAAAUAUUUGGCCAGUCCAAGAUUUCCCACAGUUGCGUGAUGCUUUUAUGGAGUUGGGACAAACCAUCGUCAAUGUUGGAUCGCUCGUUGCUCAGCAAUGCGAUCUCUACGUACAAUCAAAGAAACCAAACUACCAACCAAACACAUUGAAGCGUAUCAUCGACGAGUCACUCACUUGCAAGGCACGUCUUCUCUAUUAUUUCCCAAUCAAUGAGGACCAGACCGAGCGCUCAAGAGACAGUUGGUGCGGAUGGCACAACGACCACUCCAGUUUGACUGGUUUGUGUCCAGCCAUGUACUUCAAGGUCGACGAGAAGGGUAAUGUCGUACUUGACAAGGAUAUUCCAUGCCCAGACGCAGCAGCUGGAUUGUAUGCACGUUCCAGAAACGACGAGGAGGUAAAGGUUAUCAUCCCAAAGGAUUGCAUCGCCUACCAAAUUGGAGAGUGCUCACAAGUUCAAACCGGUGGAUUGCUCCGUGCCACUCCACACGCUGUCCAAGCCAUCAAGUAUCCAGAGAGUCAGCAAGUAGGUCGUUCGACAUUCGCUGUUUUCAUGCAACCAAAUGUGGAUGUCGUAUUAAACACUCCAGAUGCCACCGAUCAAUGUUCGGUUGGACAAUAUCAACCUGGUAUGACAUUCGCUGAAUUCAGUAAAGUUACAAUUGAGAAUUAUUAUUCUGAAAAAUAA